UAUGAUGACGUAGAGAGACGUUGUCAGUUAUGGCGGCGGAGGGCUGUGAGGAGAUGAGCGGCAAUGGGGAGCUCACAGAGUCCUCAGGUAGUCAAAUCAGCAUGAAUUAAUAUGUGUGUGAUUUUUUCCGACCCGGGGAAAUUGCUUUGACCUUGUUUCAUUUGCAAGAAUUCGUAAUGUACGUUAAAACUUGAACCGUUUGAACGACAAACAUGAUAGGCUAGGCUAACGUGGUUUGCAUGCACCACGGAGAAGCACAGAGAUGUCCUAAUUAUCUUAGAUUAACUUGUCUUAUUUAACAUAAUAGUAUGGGCUUCUCAGCGUGUUCACCCAGAGUUAUGUCUGUUUUAUAUAAACCACUGAAAGGCAUUUAAAUAUCCUCAUUGCACGUAGCUUUUAUUAGAAUAAUAACUAUGAAUUUGAUCUAUGGACUAGAGGCGCUUUAACCAUGAAAGGAUAAACAGUCUUUGGUGUUUGUAGGAUGUUUUUGUGACUGUCACACAUAUGGAAAGUAGUUGUCGUUGUUGGAAAACCUGUGGGCUGUUUCCCACGCGUCUGUCUGGGAAGUAACUUUGACAGUUUUUAACCCUUUACAUAUCCUAUAAGUUAUUUGCGUUUCCCAAGUAGCCUUACAGGUACCCUCAGCCGACAAUGUUUACUCACAGUUUGAAUGAAUGAGUAAAUGAAAGAAUGGAUGAAUGAAUGGUUGGUUGGUUGGUUUCUUGGUUUGUUUCUUGGUUAGUUGGUUGGUUGGUUUCUUGGUUUGUUUCUUGGUUAGUUGGUUGGUUGGUCGGUUGGUUACUUGAUUUCUUGGUUUCUUGGUUGGUUUCUUUCAUUUUUGGUUGGUUGGUUGGUUGAUUUCAUGGUUGGUUUCUUGGUUAGUUGGUUUCUUUCUUUCUUGGUUGGUUUCUUACUUUCUUUCUUGGUUGGUUUCUUACUUCCUUUCUUGGUUGGUUUCUCGGUUUCUUUCAUCUAUUUUGGUAUAAUAUGACCGAAAGAUUAUCAACACUUCAACAUAUAUUCACUCUUCAAAUCAGAUAGAGUAUUGAACAUGCUUUACACUUUACAUUAAUAAUCAUUCAUUGUUUUCUCUACAAUAUUGACAAAUAACAUUAUUCUUGUCAAGUCUCAUAUAGCUUACCAGAGUACUAAAUUUUCUAAUUUCUACCAGACAGUCGUUCCAUAUUUUCCCCCCUUUUACAGACACACAUAAAUACUUGCCAUUGUUUGCGCUUUUGGUUUCUCAAAUAACACACAGCCUUUUAGGUUGUAAAUAGAGUCCCUUAGUUUAAACAGGUUCUGGACAUGUUGCAGUACGGCUAGGUUUUUGGCUUUGUACAUGAUUCUAUUGUGAUGUAAUCUACUAGAUCUUUGAAUUUUAAAAAAUUUGAGGAAGUAAAUAGGGGAUGAGUUGAUUCAUGGUAAUGUUUAUUGCAGAUGACUCUUGCGGCUCGCUUUUGUGAAAGAAAUAUUGGGUUUGUAUUUGUUUUUUUUUUAAAUUAAAAAGAGAGUUUUUUUUUUCUUUUUCUGUACUUUUCCCUCACACCUUUAUCAUUUACAAAGUAACAGGAGUUAACUGGAAUACUCAAGUAUAUUUGUUUCUUUUAAGCCAUGGAGGCUUCUGAGGUUCCUAUGCCGCCACCAACUGAGAUGGAUGAGACAUCAGAAGAAAAUGGAAGAGCACCGGAGCCCCUAGAAGGUCCUGACCCCGCUUCCUUCUCCAUGCCCCAAACACUGGAGGAUGAGGAGGGAGAACUGCCUGCAGAUUUCGAGCGCCUGUGGAAGGCCGCCCACGACAAUCCUCAAGAUUUCACCAGCUGGACUGACCUUCUACAGUACUGUGAGCAAGAGGUGUGUGCUGGCCAAUUUUACUAGAAAUAAAUGCCAUUUCCAGGCCACAUUUGGUGUGGUAGCUUGCAAUGGGUGCAUGAGACAUUCAGACUCUUAUUUUCUCUCAUUUUUAAGAGUCAUAUCACAGCAUCACGCAGAGCACUUGAGGCCUUCCUUGCCCGUUAUCCGCUCUGCUACGGCUAUUGGAAGAAAUUUGCAGAUCUGGAACGGCGUGCUGGUAACAACCAAAAAGCAGAGGAGGUAAAACUGAAGAGAGAGUCUAUAAUUAUUCUUUCUCUAUAUCCUUAACCUAUUAGAAAUAAGUGUAUCAAGACGUAUUUUUAUAUCAUUUUUUUGUGCAGUAAUGUUCAUGAUUUUGAUGUUGUGUGUUAGGUGUGUGUACAGGGCCUCCAGGUAAUCCCUUUGAGUGUAGAUUUGUGGAUCCAUUACAUCAACUUGCUGCUAGGAACACUGGACAUGAACCUGUCUGAGUCACCUGUACGGAUUCGGAGGUAGAUAAGCAAUCUCAGCUGUGUUUUUGUACCUUCUGUGGAGUCAUAUAUCACAAGAUAUCUUAAUAAUUUAGGAAAAUAUCUCACAACAAAAGUAAAUAAGUAAGUAUUGGUGAAUUUGGUGAAUCAAGUAUUUUCCAAUCUCAACUUUUAGUGUGUUUGAAGAUGCAGUGGCAGCAGCAGGUCUGGACUUUCACUCAGAUAGGCUUUGGGAUCUUUACAUUGAGUGGGAGAAAGAGCAGGGGAACAUGAAGAACGCUGCAGCUGUCCUCGACAGAGUCCUCAAAGUCCCUACUCAGCUCUACAAUACUCACUAUGACAAGUAAGACUACAAAUGCUGACAUUCUUCAUUUUUCUUUUUAGAUUCAUAAACUAUUGUCAUUACAUCUAUCUUUUCAGAAAUAACCAUAUCUUGCAUUUUCCUCCUUCUUAUCUUUGCUCUCUCCUAGAUUCAAGGAACACCUGAACAGCCUUGAGCCCAAAGAGUUGCUUUCCCAGGAGGAGUACGAGGAGCUGAGGACAUCUUGCCGUCAGAGCCAGAAAGCAGAGCGUGCUGAACAAGCUCAGGAGGACGAGGCAGAGAGACCGCCGGGGGAGGAAGAGCCAGCCACACCUGAGGGCACAGACACAGUGAGUAACAUCAAGCUGGCUGAAAAUUUGUAAAUGUUUAUUUAUGGGAUACAAAUCAAAAAUGCAGAGAAAGUGAUGAUUGUUCUUGUGCAUAGGAGGAACUGAUGCAGAAGAUUCGGGAACAAGUGCUGGUUCUGAGAGACAAAGUGUACCAGGACAAUGAAGGAGAAGUCCGAAAAAGAUGGCACUAUGAAGAUUCAGUGAGUUUUUCUGACUUUCCCACCCUUUUCUUAGCUUUUAUUUUUGAGAAUUGUUUUUGAUUUGCAUUUUCAAGAAUCUGCUUUUUUAAUAAAAAAAAAAACAUACAGCUUGACUAACUAGACCCCUCUGAACCUGAAUCCUCAAGUCUUCAAUAUUUCUGCUCGACAAAAGCAAAAUAUGACUUGUACUGUUCUAUUUCAGUCUGAUGCAUCCUUUUUAUUUUACUCUUUAUGUAACUUCACUACUUUAGUCCCAAGGAACUGAUUUCUCCAUUUAUGGUCUACAGAUCAAACGUCCCUACUUCCAUGUCAAGCCACUAGACCGCCUCCAGCUGCGGUCCUGGCACUCCUACCUGGACUGGGAGAUCUCUCAGCUGAACAAGGACACAAAAGACCACAGCCUAGGUGACCAUAUAAUCAAGAUACUGUUAGCUAUCAUACAUUAUCAGAGAUACUUUAGACCCCAAAAAGAGACCGCAGUUUGACAUUGUUUUCUCCUUCCAGAUCCAAAUGAGACAGCUACAGAGGGGUCAGAGGUUGCAGCCCUGCCGCAGGAGCAGUCAGAGGAUUCUGGGGUUGCUUCUGACGACCACAGAGUUCGUAUCCUCUUUGAGCGCUGCCUGAUUGCCUGUGCCCUGUAUGAAGAGUUCUGGACCAGGGUAAGGAGAGGAGUGUGUGUGAGCCAUGUAACAGUCAGUAAACAAAGCGCAGUGACAUUUAGGUUCCUGAUAAUGUUCCUUGUCUGUUUAUCUUGUCUUUGUGGUUUAGUACGCUCAGUAUCUGGAGGCUCAGAGUGUGGAUGAGGCGCGGGCUAUUUACAAACGAGCCUGUGAGGUCCACCUGACAAACAAACCCAACAUCCACAUGCAGUGGGCCACCUUCGAGGAGAGGCAUGGUAUGACAACAAGAAGACACACUGACUGUAUAAUCCCAGAUUUGUUACUUUUCCCUCGAAUGAAAUCUCAAAUGUCUUUAGUGAGUCCUACCUUGUGUUGUUGGGAUGAUCCAAAGUUAAAUAUCACCAAUGAUGUAAAUGUCAACAGACCAAGUGAAAAACAAUGUUGUUCAAAAGGGAGAGUGCUUUUUAACUUGUCACCAGUGAUGCUGAUCCCCAUAUAAUGAUUAAAGUUCAAACACCUCACUGCAAAGACACCCAAGACAAGAAAACUGUUCUAGACUCUUGUUUUCUUUCUUUUAUUUUGUAUCCACUACACUCAUGAAAACUCUCACAUCUUCUCCACCAGGUGAACUAUCAGAGGCUCGGCGAGUGCUGGAGGCUCUAGAGAAAACUCUGCCUGGGUUGGCAGUGGUCCGUCUUCGACGGGCAGCUUUGGAGAGGCGAGCAGGUCAGCUGGACCAAUCAGAGGCCUUACUGCAGGAAGCAGUAGCCGAGUCCAAAGACAAGCCCACGUUACAUGCUUUCUACUCAAUCAAGCUGGCUCGUCUGCUGCUGAAGGUUGGCAGGGACCCCAGGAGAGCCCGCAGAAUUUUACAGGAGGCGCUGGAGAUCAGUCCAGUGAGUCACUGACACACAGAAAUGUUCACUUUAUUAAUGGAAUAGUUUGCCCCUUCAUUUAACUGUCUCUAUUUUGCAUCUUCCUCUCGAUCAGUACCGUGUUACAUUUGUUUAUUGCAUAUGUUGCAGACUCAUUCAUGCAUUUACCACCAUGCUUGCAACUGAGGUAGACAAGCAAGACUUAAAGCACACUCUAUCUUUAGAACUUAACUUCUAUCUCUUCCCUCCUUCCACCUCAGGACAAUGAUAAGCUGCAUCUGAACCUGUUAGAGCUGGAAGUAUCUGGGGACCCCUGGGCCUCAUCUGAGGCGGUGCAGGAGUGUGUGACCCGAGCCCUGGCAGCUCCCCUAGCCCCACACACCAAAAUCCUCCUCUCACAGAGAGGCCUGCAGUUUGCCGAGGACUAUAGCAACUCUAUCCAGAGGUCAGGAGCUCUUUGAUUGGUCAUAUUCAAGGUACCCUAUAAACCCUUCAUCACCUGAUUGCUUUAUUUGUCCCAUGACUAUUCUCUGCAGUGUGCUGUCCGUGUAUGAAGAGCACCAGAAACUUCUGAAAGAGCUGGGUGGAACAAAGAGAGAAGCAGAGAAUGGGUGAGAGUGGAGAUUAAACUGAUUAAACUGAUUCAAAGAAAAAAAAAUUUAAGAAAACAUUGAAGUGCUGUGUGUUUUCUUUGAUCUCCUUUACUGUUAAGGGAUAUGGCAUCAUUAGAUAAAACAAAUUAAUGUUUCCAUUUCCUCAAAUAUGUCCUUUGUUGACUCACUAAACUGGAGUAUAUGUUCCAGCUGGACUGCAAACCUGCUGUGUAACAUGAGAAAAACUCUGUGUGUGUGCUGUGUUUUUCUUUGAUCAAUAAUAAUGACUGAUUUGUCUCUUAGGGAUGAGGACCCAGAGAAGCUGAGCAAAAGUGAAGAUGGCUCUGCUGUUGCUGUAUCUGAACAAGUUCCACCCACCAUGCCACAUGUUCCCAUCACCACGCCUCCUCCUCCUGUAAUGGGUGCUGAUGUGAGUGCACAGACGGGUUAUGGAGGAUAUGGCAGCUGGUACCAGGUAGGUCACGAGAUGUAACUGGUGACGGCUACAUUACAAUCCAACAAUAAUUUUGAUUCUUCUGCAUCUUCAAGAAUUAAACUGAAUUUAAACAGAUGUUAAGCCUUAGGUAAUAUUUGAGGUGAUGGUUUUAACUUGUUGCUUUUUAUUUCUAUUUCAGCAACCACAAUACGGCAGCUAUGGUUACCAGAACACCUGGAACUACAACCAAGGCUAUUAUCCUCCCAGCUAAAACAGCGGACAGUACAUGACUCCAAAAAAAGUCACAGGAAGCAGUUUGACCCAAAAAGACUUUUCAGCCAAGUAUCAAACUGAGUUUUCCAGUCCUGCAGGCCCAUCUUCUGAAAACAUUACCAUCUGAGCAUCCUGCCCACUUCGUCCUUCCUCUGAGUAGCCUCACUGUCCUGGAUUUUUUUUAAAUAAGGGACUACUGGAGUCAAGCUCUUUUAUCACAUGGUGUCAUUUUCAGUGUUGCCUCUGAUUGACAGGUUUUAAGAUGAUGAAAGGACAUGUUGACACCCAUGCUCAGCACAUCAGCAUGUCUCCAUUUCAAUUGGAACUAUUUUUGUAUCUUUUUUUUUUGUUUGCUCCACAUUUAAGGCAUCCAGUUUUAUCAAACUUGACAGAUGAUGUACGAUUGACAUUUUGUACCAUUCCAGAGUAGGAUAUUUGUCGUCUUUUUCUAAUGUAUAUAAAGGUGUUUUAUAGUGUGUCACAACUUA
This is a messenger RNA of Xyrichtys novacula (pearly razorfish), 6457 nucleotides long. The record is from the annotation of a GenBank genome assembly. Lineage: Eukaryota; Metazoa; Chordata; Actinopteri; Labriformes; Labridae.